Molecule: messenger RNA, 1455 nt
Organism: Kuraishia capsulata CBS 1993
Lineage: Eukaryota; Fungi; Ascomycota; Pichiomycetes; Pichiales; Pichiaceae
Exons: 1
Coding region: 1-1455 (484 amino acids)
Biological process (GO): transcription initiation at RNA polymerase I promoter; nucleolar large rRNA transcription by RNA polymerase I
Cellular component (GO): RNA polymerase I upstream activating factor complex
Molecular function (GO): RNA polymerase I general transcription initiation factor activity; rDNA binding
Source: RefSeq, a predicted model, not a curated record
AUGGAAAAACUGCCAGGUUUUGACAAAGGAACUCCCAGACGGAUUCCGUUUUAUGAGAGUUUCAGAAAACGGGAACUCGAAAAGAAAAGAAUUGAUCAUGGCCUACCGAGAGCUGGGUUGUUACCUUCAUACAUAUCCACGCGAAGAUGCAUAUAUGCUAGUCGAAGCAAGAAAAUCAGAGAGGGUACGUUUUGGUCACAGAAGGAAAAGAGCGUUUUUUUCCAUCUUUUGAGCAUAUAUUCAAUCCAUCGGCUGGACCUGAUAUAUGAGGGAUUAGAGAGGAAGAAGUCUAAGCCUGAGAUCCUCACUUACUAUAAGCUCUUAAAGAGAGAGAGCAAAAUACGAUGGGUUUCCCUCUACACGACCAAAAAAUUAGAAAUGAAGGACAUUCCAAUUGCUUAUGAGAUGUCUGACACGUUUGUUCAAUUGGAAGAAUACCAGGCUUGGCAAUUGCGGAAGUUCCCUCAUGAAGACAAUUCGUUUCUUCGUCAAAAACUGUGGGAAGAGAACCAGGAAGCGCUGCUCGAUUUUCAAACCGCAAAAGACCUGAGCACAUCGAUUUUUAGAGAGAAUAAAAUCACGGAUAACUCUCAUAACCAGAAAUACCCGAUGGAUGUAUCAACCGGAUCUCUAGAAAUGCUCACUAGCCUGGCGAGGGUUAUGGUAAGACAGCUUCUUGCGGAGAUUAUGGAAAAGAAGGUGCAUGAGAUGCUGUGUUCACCCAGUAAAAGUGUGGAAGAGAUCGACAUUGACUCUGAUGAUGUUUUCCAUGCUUGUCAUACGUUAGGGUUGUCAAAACUUAGACCAACGUCAAUGGUUGAUUACUGGAACAAUAUUGUCCCGCGUCUGAAGUUGGAACUGGAUCGGGGUGAUGAAAAGACAGGUACUCGUAUCAAGACGAAGUUCACACCAAGUGAGUACGAGAAUUGGCUGACAGAAAGAAGAGAAGCUCGGCUUGAGAAUACAGAAUCUGAUCAUUCUGUGCAAAGUCCUGAUGCUGAGACCGACUCAGAGAUAGAACAGGAGAUGAAUGUUUGGGAAAUGAAAGACGAUUUUUUGCAAUCAUCCCAUUUCUUGAUGAAGGCCGAAAAACAAGCCGAAGAUGCCUCUGAUGACGAGGAUUUUGAUGAGUCUUUUGAGGAGAAGGUUCUCCUGAACGAGACUGCCAGGCUCGAGAGACAUGAUCUUUUGGAGUCCAAAAGGUACGAAAAUAUCCUUCUUACUGCCAUGACCACCAUUGAUUCUCCCUACAUGUUUCCGUUUAAACAGAUACAAGAUCACUGUGUGUCUUUUUACCGACAGAAAACCAAGACGAUCCAGGCGACUGUGAGACAAAAAUAUCAGGAAGCCGGAUACCAUGAAGAUGACGUUUGGAAUGGCCAUAACUAUGAGGAUGAAAUCCCCGAAAAUGAUUUCCAAAAGUAUACCACGACUUUCGCAAACUAUUCAAACUAA